UUGCUCAAAAAUUGGGCUAAAUUAAGUGUCCUUUUAUUUUUAGGUGGUCCUCUUAGUAUCAGUGGAGAGGUAGCUCGUGCCAUCAAUCUCAGUGGACUGAGGGAAGUGUGUAUUAGGAGAGUGGAUAAAGAUGAAAAGACACUUGAUUUGGUUGUAUUCAUAUUUAAAAUUGAUAAAGGAGUGUACAUAUCAAGGAAGCUAUUGUUUGCUGGUAUGCUGUUGAGAGUCAGUGGAUUGUGGACUAAAGGGGAAACUGUCAAGAGUGGAGUGCAUGGUGACUGGGGAUUGUAUUUAGAUCAGCCUCAUUGCAAUUCUUCCUAUUCAUGCAAGUCAGUUCAAAGAUAUGGGAGUUUGAUCCCAAUGGUGAUACUUACUUUGAUGAAGCAUUUGAUGGUUCGUGAAGGAUCUCUUCUCCGUUUGGAAGGUGUGAUUCCAUUAAUAAACUCCCUAAAAGGUGUGAGACCAUUGAUUGAGAGAUACAGGACUCACAACAGUUCAAGAAUUUCUACCAGUUUACGUUUAAUGUUGCCAAAAACUCGGGCAGAAAGGACUAGGCUAGUGACAUAAUAUUAUACAUGUACAUGUACAUGUAGCAUCAUGUUUGCUAAACUUGCAACACAAUGAUUUCAAUGUACACGUGUUGAUAGGGGAAUUUUGCAAGUGAUGCUACUAAAAUUUGAGAAUACAUGUACAUGUAUAAUUGAGCAAUUAUGAUGAAGAUGGUAGGUCUAUACUGUAUAAAUUGUAAUGUCCUCCUCUUUAAAAAAUUUGUAUUUUGUACAGCACUUUAAUGUAUGGCAGCUUUAUUUCUUUGUAAA
Amphimedon queenslandica is the source of this 818-nucleotide messenger RNA. RefSeq lists its product as uncharacterized. The record is from RefSeq and is a predicted model, not a curated record. The annotation marks the transcript as partial. Lineage: Eukaryota; Metazoa; Porifera; Demospongiae; Haplosclerida; Niphatidae. The transcript has 5 exons.